AUGUCGUCCUUCGAAGAUGGACUGGCGGUGACUAGAAUCGUCACAACGGCCCCAAUGCUAGGAUACUUUCCUGUCGCCGCCCAUUUCAAGCUGUUCGAUGCUCUUGUGGAGCUAGGUACACCCGCUACUAGCGAGGACAUCUUGGAAGCUUAUAAACGAAGGCUUCCGGCAGGCGAAAAUGCAGGCUCUGCUCCAGGCUUGGCUCUAAUUAAGGAUACUUUGUUCGCCAUGACAGGCCUAGGCCUCGUCGAUAGCGAGGCGGAUAACGUGUACAGCCCGAACGGUCUCACGAAACACCUAGUUGCGCAUCCACCUGCAUUACAUGGAGGAAUCCACUUCUCGACGGAGAUGAUGCUUGCUGCUACGUUUCUUUUCCCGAUGCUGAAGGCAACGGAUUUCGAAUAUCCUUUUCGAGAAUGCGAGACACCAAUGCAGUAUGCGCACAAACUGAUGGGGAACGAGGAGUAUUCGAAGAAACAUACAUACUCAAUCAUGUCUGAGGAAGGACGCAUGGACAGUUUCAACUCAUUCAUGGUCGGAAAGUUUUUCAACGGACCGAGCAGUACCGAGCGUCUGCAAAAGCUGCAGUAUGAUCUUGAGGCUGUGCUAGAAAGUGCCCCACCGACAGCGACGAAGAUGGUUGAUAUUGGCGGGGGCCGCGGGGAGAUGCUUCUACAGUUCAAGGAAGCAUUCCCGCAGUUGCAGGACAAGGAUUUGGUUGUGGAGGAAUUUAAUGACGACCUGGGAGAUGUGCCUGGCAUUACCCAGGUACAGUGGAAUUUCAAAGACGAAAGCAGUCCGCAGCCGAUUAAGGGAGCGUUGAUAUACCACCUGGCGCAUGUCCUGCAUAACCUUCCAGAUCUGGAUGCAGUGCGGCUCCUCCAGAGGAUCAGUGAGGCAAUGGAACCGCAUUCGAGGAUCCUGAUUCAUGAACUGGCCAGAAGCAAAGACCUGGCUUUGCUGCAUGCAGCGAUGAUGGUAUUGUUUGGUGGAAGGGAGAGGACGCCAGAAGAGUUCCGGAAGCUGGCGGGAGCAGCUGGCCUAAGGGUUACUUUUGAGGCAUUCCCGCCAUUCGGAGAUGGUUUGAUUGAACUCAUGAAGCCGGGGGUUGAGGUAUCCCUGUGUCGCGAUGCCACGGAUGGCUAA
Aspergillus puulaauensis is the source of this 1146-nucleotide messenger RNA. RefSeq lists its product as uncharacterized. The transcript has 5 exons. Gene Ontology annotation, molecular function: O-methyltransferase activity. Bases 1 to 1146 code for a protein of 381 amino acids. Lineage: Eukaryota; Fungi; Ascomycota; Eurotiomycetes; Eurotiales; Aspergillaceae. The record is from RefSeq and is a predicted model, not a curated record.